UAUUCACGCCGCCAUCCCUAUCGGACGCCAAGUCGCCAACAGCAUACAACACUCCAGCCGGUCUCCUACUCUCCGCCGCACUGCACCACCCCCAAUACCAGCAGCUCCAGCCGAUCUCCGUCGCACCGCCGCACAGCACCUGCCGCCCACAACCCAACAGUAGGUGGAAGUGCAAAGAUCCCACUGCAUCUCUCCCUGUUCCACUGCAAGAGAUCUACAUUCACUCGUUCGAAGGAAACAAAAAGGAUACUUUUGAUGGAGAGCUUAAUGUGUGCUCAGAUCAAAUUGACUCCAGUUCGCUCUCUCUGUACUUGGAAAAACAACCCAAUACAUGUUCCUUCAUUGGCUCCAAGAGUUACAAGGAGAGUUUUGAUUUCUCCAACUGGGGUAAUGGGAAGCCCAAAAUCAUUUAAUUCCGUUGCUGCUUCGAUUCAGCCAUUGGAGGACUCAGCCACGGGUCGUUUUGACAACACAUUGCCUUCUAAGGAGGUCCUUGAUGUGUGGAGAAAUGCCAAUGCUGUAUGCUUUGAUGUCGAUAGUACUGUGUGUGUGGACGAGGGAAUUGAUGAGCUGGCAGAGUUUUGUGGAGCUGGAGAGGCUGUUGCAGAAUGGACUGCCAGGGCAAUGGGUGGUUCUGUUCCUUUUGAGCAAGCAUUGGCUGCCAGAUUAUCUCUUUUUAGCCCAUCUCAGUCCCAGGUGCAGGAGUUCCUCGAGAAGAGACCUCCAAGGCUUUCUCCUGGAAUUGAUGCACUGGUGAAGAAGUUGCAUGAAAAGAACAAGGCUGUCUAUCUGGUCUCUGGAGGUUUUCGUCAAAUGAUAAACCCCGUCGCUACACUCCUUGGGAUACCACUCGAGAACAUAUAUGCCAAUCAACUUCAAUUUGGAAGCUCUGGUGAAUUCUCGGGUUUUGAUCCUAAUGAGCCGACUUCAAGAAGUGGAGGGAAGGCCGUUGCUGUUCAGCAGAUUAGGAAGGCUAAAGGUUUCAAGUCUUUAGUCAUGAUUGGAGACGGCGCAACUGAUCUUGAGGCUCGUAAGCCCGGUGGUGCUGACUUGUUUAUAUGCUACGCCGGAGUUGUACUUCGAGAGGCUGUUGCAGCUAACGCUGAUUGGCUGGUGUUCAAUUUCAAAGCCUUGAUCAACUCAUUGGACUAGGUUGCACCCUUCAUUUUCUAUUUUCUUUCAUCUCAUUUUUUCACUUUUCAUUAUUCUAUAAUUAUUCAGGCAGAUAUAUACUGCUGAGUUUCAUUAUUGAUGGCUUUGGUUUUUGCAUAAAGUGUCUUGUGUUUUUAGCUACAAUGAAGAAAUUUAGGUCCACUUUGGACAAAUGUGAGCGAUGAUGAUUCUCUCCCAUUUAGAUGAUUAUCUUUUAUA
This is a messenger RNA of Salvia miltiorrhiza (redroot sage), 1371 nucleotides long. Its product is annotated as phosphoserine phosphatase, chloroplastic. The record is from RefSeq and is a predicted model, not a curated record. Gene Ontology annotation, molecular function: L-phosphoserine phosphatase activity; magnesium ion binding. The transcript has 9 exons. Lineage: Eukaryota; Viridiplantae; Streptophyta; Magnoliopsida; Lamiales; Lamiaceae. Gene Ontology annotation, biological process: dephosphorylation; L-serine biosynthetic process. The coding region runs from base 256 to 1152 and encodes 298 amino acids. Gene Ontology annotation, cellular component: cytoplasm.